Messenger RNA from Cynocephalus volans (Philippine flying lemur), 888 nucleotides. It is a transcript of the gene SHISA2, whose product is annotated as shisa family member 2. The transcript is spliced from 2 exons. The record is from RefSeq and is a predicted model, not a curated record. NCBI's taxonomy places the organism in Eukaryota, Metazoa, Chordata, Mammalia, Dermoptera, Cynocephalidae. Bases 1 to 888 code for a protein of 295 amino acids.
AUGUGGGGCGGACGCCGUUCGUCCGCCGCCGCCUCCCGGAACGCCGCUUCGCUCCUGCGGCUGCUGCUGGCCGCGCUGCUGGCGGCGGGGGCGCGGGCCAGCGGCGAGUACUGCCACGACUGGCUGGACGCGCAGGGCGUCUGGCGCAUCGGCUUCCAGUGCCCCGAGCGCUUCGACGGCGGCGACGCCACCAUCUGCUGCGGCAGCUGCGCGCUGCGCUACUGCUGCGCCAGCGCCGAGGCGCGCCUGGACCAGGGCGGCUGCGACAACGAUCGCCAGCAGGGCGCCGGCGAGCCUGGCCGGGCGGACAAAGACGGCCCCGACGGCUCGGCAGUCCCCAUCUACGUGCCGUUCCUCAUCGUUGGCUCCGUGUUUGUCGCCUUUAUCAUCUUGGGGUCCCUUGUGGCGGCCUGUUGCUGCAGAUGUCUCUGGCCCAAGCAGGAGCCCCAGCAGAGCCGAGCCCCGGGGGGCAACUGCUUGAUGGAGACCAUCCCCAUGAUCCCCAGUGCCAGCACCUCCCGGGGGUCAUCUUCCCGCCAGUCCAGCACAGCUGCCAGCUCCAGUUCCAGUGCUAACUCAGGGGCCCGGGCACCCCCAACAAGGUCACAGACCAACUGUUGUUUGCCCGAGGGGACCAUGAACAACGUGUAUGUGAAUAUGCCCACGAAUUUCUCUGUGCUGAACUGUCAGCAGGCCACCCAAAUUGUGCCGCAUCAAGGGCAGUACCUACAUCCCCCUUACGUGGGGUACACGGUACAGCACGAUUCUGUGCCCAUGACGCCUGUUCCCCCUUUCAUAGACGGCUUGCAGCCUGGCUAUAGGCAGAUUCAGUCCCCCUUCCCCCACACGAACAGUGAACAGAAGAUGUACCCAGCGGUGACUGUAUAA